AUGUUAGAAGUUCUCCAGAAUUCGACGAUUGCGUCGAAGGAUGGCAAGGACAAUAGGUCUCGUUUCUGGGGGAUAUACAAACGAGUUACAGCAGAAUACGACGAUCAGUUCCUCGUCCGAUACCACAGCGACAUGAGCGACAUCUUGCUCAUCUCCGGUCUUUUAUCUGCUGCCAGCAUGUCUUUCAUUGUCACGAUGGAGUCCAAUCUCAGUCCCGACCCCAGCGACACCACGAAUGCCCUUCUCGCGCAACUCGUGCAGAUCGGACUCGGCAACCUCACUGCAGCGGGCUCCAUCCACGCAGACCCAGCGUCUACAUGGUCGCCGACUGUGCUGGCUGUGGGGGUCCAAAUGUUCGCAUACACAAGCUUGUCCAUGAGCUUGCUAGCGGCAUUCGGGGUCAUACUAGGCAAGCAGUGGCUCGGGUACUACAAGUCGCACAGAUAUGGCCGCGGUUCGGAGGAAGAACAAGGAAAGCGCAGACAAGAGAAGUUCGAUGGCCUCAUCACAUGGUAUUUCGAUGCUGUCGUGCAGUUCAUUCCUGUCUUGCUUCAAAUCUCUCUGCUUCUCUUUGGGAUCGCCCUCGGCGCCAAUAUGUGGUACGAGCAGCCCGGCAUCGCUUUGAUGAUCAUUUCCACAACGAUCUUUGGAUUUCUAUUUUAUUCGCUGACAGUGAUGGCAUGUUUGAUAUCUCCUUCGUGUCCAUUUCAGACGCCGACGUCAAUGAUCUUGUGCAUGCUGGGCAUUGACAGUAAGAUCAUUCUAUGA
Suillus discolor is the source of this 768-nucleotide messenger RNA. RefSeq lists its product as uncharacterized. The transcript has 2 exons. Lineage: Eukaryota; Fungi; Basidiomycota; Agaricomycetes; Boletales; Suillaceae. The record is from RefSeq and is a predicted model, not a curated record. The coding region runs from base 1 to 768 and encodes 255 amino acids.